Cladocopium goreaui is the source of this 2667-nucleotide messenger RNA. NCBI's taxonomy places the organism in Eukaryota, Dinophyceae, Suessiales, Symbiodiniaceae. The record is from the annotation of a GenBank genome assembly.
AUGGGCUCCCGGCAGCGCAUCGACCUCGCUGAUGCCAUGGCUGCCUGUGAAAGAACCUUUGUGACGCAUUUGCGCUGCUGCCCAGUGUCUCCAGCUGCGGCUCUCGAUGAUGAGCUCUUUGCUGACUCCUGCGCUGCUACAGAAUGUGCUACAAACGCCUCUUGCUACCAAGAGAUGUGUGACUGCUUUGAGACCAUUGGUGUUUUCAUGGAUGACGAACUUUGGGAAUACCUUGGGUUAGACGGCAACCCUCAGACAAGGUUAGACUGGGAUGAGGUCGUGGAUUCGGCCUGGACAUGGCAACAUCAUCGCCUCUCUUGUCGUGUAGACUCAGAAGCUUGCCCGGAUGCUUCAUAUUGCCCUCAGCGCUUAAAGGUUCUGCAAAGCCGUCAGUUGAGUUCGCACGACCUGGCAGUCAUGACAGGAUUAGCUGAAUCCUCUUGUGAUGAACUUGAGAGAAGGUCUGAGGAAGCCACGCCCAGGGAGGACCCGGAUCCAGAACCACGCAGGUCGAGGGUAUUUCAAGACAUCAACCAGGUCCAAAUCGGUGAGGAAGAAAAGAGGCAGAUCCCAGCAGAGUCAGGGUGUGCGGAAUGCGCUGCAGUGGGACUGAUGGGCAGCCGUGGUCUCUUUCAGGUCGAUGUGGAGAUUUGGAGGCACAAAAUUCGCGAAAGUCUCGGUUGCAUUGCCUGUGACGUUGGAAUUCGCCAAGGACCUUCCAACACUGCUGUGGUGAGGGGCUCGGCGGCCGUUGCUGUUGAGAGGAUGGCGCCUCUGCUGAAUCCUGGUGGAUUUUCCAGUGAGGUUUUGUUAGGGCUCCACAGAAAUCUCGCCGUGGAACAGGCCCUGUGCUAUGCAGACGCGUUGCAGCAGGCCAAGAAGUUUCAACCGCCUAUUGGGAUGAUCAACCGGACUCUGGUGGCCUUGCAGGCUUACCGUGCCAGUGGACAUGUAGGCCGCUUCGGUGUGAGGCAGUUCGCAGAACAAAUGCGUCGGACUCCCAGAUGUGCUGACUUCGUCCAGGGGAUUCCAGACAGUCGAGUUCUCAGGACUCCGGACUCGGAUCUCCGAGAUGAUGAGGAAGGGCAAGAGGAUGGCAGCAGAAAACUUCGCAACCGCCAAUGUUUGAAGCGGGAUGGCUCGACCACAAUCCUGCCGGACGUGUGGCACGAGGACGGCGCCUUCGGUUGGGGCCGGGCGGAGCCGUGCCCACCGGCCGGGACGAAGAUGAGCUGCUUGGCGAUGCUGGGAAUCGUCUGGGUUCCAUCCCACUUUGGACUGGAACAGUUCGUCUCCAGCGGUGUGAAGCGGGAGAAGAUUGCCGUUGUGCCGGAGGCUGUUGAUACCGACCUCUUCAAUCCUUCCGUGGAAGCCCUGGACCUUGGCCCAGGCCUCCAGGGUCAGUAUCUCUUCCUUUCAGUCUUCAAGUGGGAGAAGCGCAAGGGCUGGGACAUCUUGCUGCGCGCCUACUUUGAGGAGUUCACUGGAGCGGACAAGGUGCUGCUGAUCAUCAAAACGCAAUCCUUCCACAGUGGGGAUGACUUUCACAACAAGGUGCUGCGGGAGAUUGCUCAAGCACAAGAAGCUGGCGCAGAUGCACAGAACCCGGCACGGUAUCAGCUUUUGUCAAAGGACUUGGCCCUCAAAGAUUUGCCGCGCCUCUACCGUGCCGCGGAUGCGUUUGUGCUGCCCAGCCGAGGUGAAGGAUGGGGACGGCCACAUGUGGAAGCGAUGUCGAUGGCCCUUCCGGUGAUUGCCACCAAUUGGAGCGGCUCCACAGAGUUCCUCCACUCGGACGUGGCGCUGCCCUUGCCGCUCGACGGCCUGGAGCCGGCAGAGAACGGCCACGGCCGCUGGGCACAGCCCUCGCGCGAGCAGCUGCGGCGGCUGAUGCGCUACCUGCAGCAGCAUCCCCGGGAGGGAAAGGCCAUUGGAGAGGCAGCACGUCAACGAAUGGUGGAAAGAUUCAGCCCAGAGAAGGUUGUGUCUCAGCAUAUUCUACCUUUGCUGCAGCGAUGGCAUCGAGGAUCCAAGUCCGCGAAAUCCGAGUUGUGACAGCCAUGCCACGCAGACCAGGUGGGGCAUGUGGCGGUGACCAACAUGGGGAUGGAGAUUUCCAUCCUGGGAAUGGAUCCCAAGGAAAACCCACCUGGGUACCCGGGUACCUGGGGUGCUGGAGAUCUAGAAAGUGUUCAACAGGGACAAAGUGCUGAUGCUGGAAUGCCCACCUUGCAGAUCUCACAGUCCAUUGCAGAUGGAAGAGGGCCCACCACCAGGUGUGCUGAUGCAGCGGGCUGAUCGGUCAGUGACCAUGCUCGAGCUCGCAAUGCGGAGAAUGGGAAGGCGAAAUCUGCAGUGCAAACGACAAACAAGAGCUGCUGCACGCCCUGCCGAAGCUCAUCCAGUUCAUCCCAUGAAAGCUGUCGAGUUUCCAGCCGGAAUGUCUAAGUUUGCUAGAAUUUUGGUCCCAAGAUGCCUUGUGGAACCCAUACAAUCAAGAAGAACGGGCGGCGCAGGUGAGGUGGAAGAUGGAAGAAGUGCCAGUUGAACCGUGGUUUCAAACUGCAAGAUGGGCAUAUCCAUGAGCUUUGUGGGAGAUUUUGAAGGAAAAUGAUCCCAGACUCCGAGCCUCAGCAAACGCUGACUCGCGACUUUCUGAUGCCAAAA